Molecule: messenger RNA, 12390 nt
Organism: Loxodonta africana (African savanna elephant)
Lineage: Eukaryota; Metazoa; Chordata; Mammalia; Proboscidea; Elephantidae
Gene: LIG4
Product: DNA ligase 4
Exons: 3
Coding region: 279-3029 (916 amino acids)
Biological process (GO): double-strand break repair via nonhomologous end joining; DNA biosynthetic process; immunoglobulin V(D)J recombination
Cellular component (GO): DNA ligase IV complex; DNA-dependent protein kinase-DNA ligase 4 complex
Molecular function (GO): ATP binding; DNA binding; DNA ligase (ATP) activity
Source: RefSeq, a predicted model, not a curated record
CGAACAGCUGGCGGAACCGGCUUCUUUGGGUUCCGGUUUGGUGGUGUCGCCUCUGGCUUCGUGUUAUGGGAGCCGUUUGUGCGGCGAAUGUUGUCCGGGGUGUGGACAGAAGUGGCCUCCUGGUCAACGGAGCAAGCAAAAGAGGAUCUUCCACCAUGAAGCUUCGCUGACUCUCUGCUGCCUGGGGUACAUGGUGGUGUGUCAGGAGCUGUCUGAACCCACUGGAGGCCAUAUUUUACUUGAGGUGUUUUUUGGAAAGUUAAACCAGAGGAUUCACCAUGGCUUCAGUGGCUGCCUCCCAAACUUCACCAGCUGUUGCGUCACAUGUUCCUUUUGCAGAUUUAUGUUCAACUUUAGAACGAAUACAGAGAAGCAGAGGACGUGCAGAGAAAAUCAAACACUUCCAGGAGUUUUUAGAUUCUUGGAGAAAAUUCCACGAUGCCCUUCAUAAGAACCAAAAAGAUGUCACAGACUCUUUUUAUCCAGCAAUGAGACUCAUUCUUCCUCAGCUAGAAAGAGAGAGAAUGGCAUAUGGAAUCAAAGAAACUAUGCUUGCUAAGCUUUAUAUCGAAUUGCUUAAUUUGCCCAGAGAAGGAAAAGAUGCCCUUAAACUUUUAAAUUACAGAACACCCACGGGAACUCGUGGAGAUACUGGAGACUUUGCAAUGAUUGCGUACUUUGUGUUGAAGCCAAGGUGUUUACAGAAAGGAAGCUUAACCAUACAGCAAGUAAAUGACAUUUUGGAUUCAGUUGCCAGCAAUAAUUCUGCCAAAAAAAAGAACCUAGUAAAGAAGAGUCUUCUUCAGUUUAUAGCUCAGAGUUCAGCACUUGAACAAAAAUGGCUCAUACGAAUGAUUUUAAAGGACUUAAAGCUUGGUGUUAGUCAGCAAGUUGUAUUUUCUCUUUUUCACGACGAUGCUGCUGAGUUGUAUAGUGUCACCACAGAUAUGGAAAAAGUCUGCAGGCAACUGCAUGACCCUUCAGUAGGACUCAGCGAUAUCUCCAUCACCUUAUUUUCUGCCUUUCGACCAAUGCUAGCUGCUAUAGCAGACAUUCGGCACGUUGAGAGGGACAUGAAGCACCAGAGUUUCUACAUUGAGACCAAGCUAGAUGGCGAGCGUAUGCAAAUGCACCGAGAUGGGGAUGUGUACAAAUUCUUCUCCCGAAAUGGAUAUGACUAUACUGAUCAGUUUGGUGACUCUUCACAGCAGGGGUCCCUGACGCCUUUCAUUCAUGGUGCUUUCCAAACAAAUACGCAAAACUGUAUCCUGGAUGGUGAAAUGAUGGCCUACGAUCCUAAUACUCAGAGUUUUAUGCAAAAGGGAAAUAAGUUUGAUAUUAAAAGAAUGGUAGAGGAUUCCGAUCUGCAAACUUGUUACUGUGUUUUUGAUGUACUGAUGGUUAAUAAUAAAAAGCUAGGACAUGAGACCCUGAGAAAGAGGUAUGAAAUUCUUAGUGGUAUUUUUACACCAAUACCAGGGAGAAUAGAAAUAGUGCAGAAAACACAAGCACAUACUAAGAAAGAAGUAAUUGAUGCUUUGAACGAAGCGAUAGAUAAAAGAGAAGAGGGAAUCAUGAUAAAAUACCCUUUGUCCAUUUACAAGCCAGGCAAAAGAGGUGAAGGAUGGUUAAAAAUUAAGCCCGAGUAUGUGAAUGGUCUAAUGGAUGAACUGGACAUCUUAAUUGUUGGAGGCUAUUGGGGUAAAGGUUUACGGGGUGGGAUGAUGUCUCAUUUUCUGUGUGCCGUGGCAGAGAAGCCACCUACCGGUGAAAAGCCAUCUGUGUUUCACACUGUCUGUCGCGUGGGCUCAGGUUACACCAUGAAAGAACUAUAUGACCUGGGUUUGAAAUUGGCCAACCAUUGGAAGCCUUUUAAUAGAAAAGCUCCCCCCAGUAGCAUUUUAUGUGGAACAGAGAAGCCAGAAGUAUACAUUGAGCCUUGUAGUUCUGUCAUUGUUCAGAUUAAGGCAGCAGAGAUUGUCCCCAGUGAUAUGUAUAAAACUGAUUGCACUUUGCGUUUCCCACGAAUUGAGAAGAUAAGAGAAGACAAAGAGUGGCAUGAAUGCAUGACUCUGGAUGAGUUAGAGCAGCUUAGGGGGAAAGCCUCUGGAAAGCUCGCAUCCAGACACCUUCAUGUAGAUGACGAUGACGAUGAACCGCAAGAAAAAAAGCGGAAAGCUGCUGUCCCAAAGUUGAAGAAAGCUGUUGGAAUUAUCGAACACUUCAAAGCACCUAAUCUUUCUAACAUAAACAAAGUUUCUAAUAUAUUUGAAGAUGUGGAGUUUUGUGUUAUGAAUGGAAUAGAAGGCCAUUCAAAGCCUGAUCUGGAAAACAGAAUUGCAGAAUUUGGUGGUUAUAUAGUGCAAAAUCCGGGCCCAGACACGGCCUGCAUAAUUGCAGGGUCUGAGAACAUCAGAGUGAGAAACAUAAUUUCUUCAAAUAAACAUGAUGUCGUGAAGCCUGACUGGCUUUUAGAGUGUUUUAAGACCAAAAGCUGUGUGCCGUGGCAGCCUCGCUUUAUGAUUCAUAUGUGUCCAUCAACAAAACAACACUUUGCUCUUGAAUACGACUGCUAUGGUGAUAGUUAUUUUGUUGAUACAGAUUUGAACCAACUCAGGGAAGUGUUCUCAGUAAUUAAACAUUCUAACGAACAGACUCCUGAAGAAAUGGCCUCUGCGAUUGCUGAUCUAGAAUACCGAUAUUCCUGGGACAGCUCUCCUCUCAGUAUGUUUCGACACCACACGGUUUAUUUGGACCUGUAUGCUGUUAUUAAUGACUUGAGUACCAAAAUUGAGGGAGCAAGAUUAGCUACUAAAGCGUUGGAGCUUCGGUUUCAUGGAGCAAAAGUAGUUUCUUGUUUAGCUGAGGGAGUUUCUCAUGUAAUCGUUGGGGAGGAUCAUAGUCACGUUGCGGAUUUUAAAGCUUUUCGGAGAACCCUUAAAAGAAAGUUUAAGAUCCUACAAGAAGCUUGGGUAACUGACUCAAUAGACAGGUGUGAAUUACAGGAGGAAAAUCAAUAUUUGAUUUAAAGUUAGCCUUCCUAGUGGGGAAAAGCCUCUAUUGUCUGGUAGACUCUGCAGUAGGUAGUAAUCAUAAAUUAUUAAACCAUAUUUUGUUUGUAUUCUUUUAGCAUUAUAUUUAUAUAGCAUCAUUAGAUAUAGGAAAACAAUUUUAAAUGUUGAGAUUGUAGAGACAGUCAAGGGCACAAAGCCAAGGAUUUUAUUACACUUCUUAAUAAAAUAUUUAAUACACUAAUAAAGUAAUUCCUUAUGAUUGCUGUAUUUUUAAAAUAACUUGUAAGUUAUAUAAAUUCAGCUUGAUGUUACUGUAUCAAUGUAAUUUUUGAUUGCUUUAAGUCAGAUUCCUUAAAAGUCUUUGUAUAUCAUACUGCUGAAUGAACUUUGUUAAAAAUUUUAAACUUGUAUAUUAUGUAUUUUUUUCUAUCAUGAUUUAGGUAAAAGUUUACAGCGCAAAUCAGUUUCUCAUUCAGAAAUUCAUACAUGAACUGUUUUGUGACAUUGGUUGCAAUUCCCUCCUAUGUGUCAGCACUCUUUCCCUUUCCACCCGGGUUCCCCGUGUCUGUUUGUCCAGAUUUCCUGUGCCUUCCUCCCCUCUCCUCUUUGUUUUUGGGCAAGUGUUGACUGAACUAAGAAGCACAUUCCUCACCUGUCUUACUGUUUGUUUCAUAGUCCUGUCUAAUCUUUAGUUGAAAGGUGGACUUCAAGAGUGGCUUUGGUUCUGAGUUAACAGUGUGUCCGGGGGCCAUAGUCUUGGUGGUUCCUCCAUCCUCUGUUGGACCAGGUAGUCUAGUCUUUUUUUUGUGGGUGUGUGUGAAUUUGAAUUCUGCAUUUUUCUCCUGCUCCGUCUGGGACCCUACAUUGUGAUAUUUGUGAGAGCAGUCAGUGGUGGAAGCCAGGCACCAUCUAGUUCUUCUGGGCUCAGGCUGGUGGAGGCACAGUCACCCAGUUUCUACAAUUAUUGGUGACCAAUCUUGUUACAUAUUUACAUAGCCCCUGGAUUAUUUUAAAGUAAAUCUUAACUCAUGUUUCAUUUGGAAAUAUUACACAAAGAGAACUUUGGAUUUCUCAAACAGACUUACAUUGCCUUCCAGUGUUCUCACUAAUCUCUUCCUGCAAGCUCAGACUAAAAACCCUGGAAUUAUCCUUGACUCCACUUGUUCUCGUAACCUCUAACAUACAGCAAAUUUUGUUGGAUAGAGCUUCAAAAUAAGUCAGAAUGUGACCUCUCACCACUCUGGCCAGCAACUGUAGGCAACUAAUGGUCACUGGAUUACUUUAUAGCCUCCUAACUAGUCUUCCUCCGUGUACUCUUCUUUCACUACUUUCAGUUCUCCAGAACAAAAUUAUUAUUAUUUUUACAGAUAGAAUUCACAUCACGUUAUUCCCCUAGUCAAAAUCACCGAAUUCCCAAUUCUCUUACUUUCCAAGGUCUGAAAAAAAAACUUAACUUUCAAAGCCCCAAAAGAGAACUAGGACUCCUUGGAAGAUGCUGAUUCUGUUCGGGAGCAAGAGCUGUAUAAGAUCCACUUGGAACUUUUGGUCUUAACUGAUAGCAAGGAAGCUAUCAACUCUAGUAGGUUUAGGACAGAGGUACCCAGGAACCAAUUUGAAGAGGUUCCUACUGUCAAAACAAUAUGGGAAUGUUUGAGCUUUGAAAAUGACAAUAAUUGCAAUUGAUUGAAAGCUAUCAGAUGUUUAAAUCUAUGAUUUCAUAAUGAUACUAAACAACAAAAUUUUAACCUUCCUGGGAAGAUAACCAGUUGCCCUCCAGUUAGUUCUGACACAUGGCGACCUCGACGUGUGUCAGAGUAGAACUGUGCUCCACUGGGUUUUCAGUGGCUGAUUUUUUCAGAAGUAGAUCGCCAGGCCUUUCUCCCCAGGUACCUAUGGGUGGGCUCGAACAGCCGAACUUUGAGUUAGCAGCUGAGCACGUAACCAUUUGUGCCACCUAGGGACUCUCAUAGGAAGAUAGAGAACCAUUGUUUUUUCUGAAAGCUAGUAGAUAAAGGGAUAAAGUUUCAAGCGUUUAUCCUGCAUUUCACGUGACUCCCAUGUAAGCAGUACCGUUGGGCUAAUCAAAUAGUUGGGGAGAAGGAAUAAAUAUACAAGUAGUAUAAUUACUAAAUGAAAAGACUCUGUGGGAUUAGAAUAUCAACAUUUUGCAACCCCCAGUGGUUAAUGUAUCUAUACUGACAUCACAGAAAAGAUGACAGAACACACUGCGAUAGUCUUUAAGAAAGAAUCAUCCAUGCCUCAGAUCAAGUCUGUGUUAGAUACCGAUUUGCAGGAAAUACAGAGGAUAUAUGAUCGUGUUGAUUUGCGCCAGAUGCUGGGAAGCUAUACAGCUCAAACUGCCCUGGUUCUGCAGCAGGAAAGUUAUAAGGAGAACAGAGAUGGGGGAAGAAUCUGUAGAUAAAAGAGACAUAAAAAGCAUUUUAAAACAGCCAGAACUAGAUUGUCAAGGUACAUAUAUUCGGGUGAUAAAACUACAAUGAAAUUCAAGGAAGUGAGUACUAUGACAAAGUGGUGGUUUCUUCUGAGGGGAAGAAAGGAUUUUGUAAUUGCCAUGGGGCACGUGAAGGAGCUUCUGAGGUGGAUCACAAAUUUCUAUUUCUUGACCUCAAACGUGUUUGCCAUACAAUAAUUCAUUAAUAUAUAUGUGUGUGUGUGUCCUUACGUACAUACAUAAUAUAUAUAUGUUUUGUGUUAUUUUAAAUAUAUGGGUUAUUUUUAAUUUUUACAAUAAAGUGGUUACACAAUACAAAACAAAACAAAACCCAUUGCCGUUGAGCUAACUCCUACUCAUAGUGACCCUAUAGGACAGAGUAGAACUGCCCCACAGGGUUUCCAAGGCGGUAAUCUUUAUGCAAGUAGACAGCCACAUCUUUCUCCAGCAGAAUGCCUUGUGGGUUGGGACCGCUGACCUUUUGGUUAGCAGCCGAGCACUUAACCACUGUGACACUAGGCCUCCGGUUAGAGGAUAGCCAAGUAAAAUCGUGAAAAUAUUAAUCCCAAUAAAGGUACAAAUUGGAAGGCUGCUUUCUUUCAGCACUGUAAUUAUUUUUCUCAAGGUUGUAUUUAGUGCUGUAACGCAAGAAAAACAAUUCAGGUGAAAGUAAGCGAAGACAAAUAGCCCUGAACAAUUGAAAAAGAGGAAUAAUGUGGGGUUAUGUGCUCUCACAAACGUAAGGAUGUGUUCGAAAGUGACAAAAAGGAAAGUGAUUCCUCCAGGUGGGGACAAAUUGAUUAAUGAGCUGGAGAGGCCUAGAGACAGAUCUAUUUGUAUAUGUUUAUUUAAUAUGAAAAGGUUGCAUUUUAAAUCAGCUGGGGAAAGUUAAUUGGUAAAUAAUUUUGGGAAAAUUGGCUGUCCUAUUAGGAUGGAAAAAUGUAUGUGUAUAUAACAUAGUUCCCUGCUGUCUAUCAUUCCAGAAAAGAAACUACAAAUAAUUAAAGAUCGAAGAUCUAAAUCUCAAAAGUACAACUAAAAGCCCUGGAAGAAAAUAAGUAGUAUUUUCAUAAUCUUGCAAUUGAGAGAACCUUCUCUGUGUGUGACUAGAAACAUAAGUCAUAGAAGUAAUUGGUACAUCAAGCUACAUAAAAUAUUAAAUCUCUGUCAGCAAAAGACAGGCAGCUAACUGAAACAGGGAUGGUCAGGAAACACCGCCUUUAUGUCUUCUUAAAUAUUUUUGUUUGUUUUUUUAUUGUAAUUUAGGUGAAAUUUUAUAGAGUAAAUUAGUUUCUUAUUAAACAGUUAAUACACAAAUUGUUUUGUGACAUUGAUUGUCAAUACCAUGAUGUGUCAACACUCUCCCUUUCUCCACCUAAGUUUCCCUGUUCCCAUUCGGCCAGUUUUCCUGUCGCUCCUGUCUUUGCUUUUGGGCUGGUAUGCCCGUUAGUCUCAUAUAUACGUGAUUGAACUAUGACUAUGUAGCACGUCCCUCAUGUGUGUUAUUGUUGGCCCUAUAAAAAACCCAAAUCCGAACCCGUUACUGUUGAGUCGAUUCCCACUCAUAGUGAUCCUAUAGAACAGAGUAGAACUGCCCCAUAAGAUUUCUAAGGAGUGACUGGUGGAUUUGAAUGGCCAACGUUUUGGUUAGGAGCCACGCUCUUCACCACUGUGCCACCAGGGCUCCUGUACCAAACCAAACCAAACCCGUUACUGUGGAGCUGACUCCAACUCCUGGUGAUCCUGUAGACCUGUCUAAUCUUUGGCUGAAGGAUGAACCUCAGGAGUGACUUCAGUACUGAGUCCAAAGGGUGUCCAGGAGCCAUUUCUUACUGAUUUUAAUUUUUUUCAUUGUGGUGAAAAUAAGCACGUUUACCGUUUCAACAAUUUCUAUGUGUAUAAUUCAUUGACACUGAUUACAUUCUUCAUGUUGAAUGACCUUAUCCAAAGUAUUUUAUCAGCAUUAACAAACUCGAUGCCCCUAAACAAAAUCUCCUCCCUUUCCUUCCCUCCCACUUCUGGUAACCACUAAUAAUCUUUGGUUUUUAUACAUUUGUUUAUUUCAUGUAAGUGAGAUCAUACAGUAUUUGUCCUUUUAUGUCUAACUUAUUUCACUCAGCAUAAAAUUCUCAAGGUUUAUCCAUGAUAUAUCAUGUAUCAGAACUUCAUCUCUUUAUGGCUUUAUAAUAUUCCAUUGUAUUUAGAUACCACGUUUUGUUUAUUCAUCUGAUGAUGGGCAGUUUGGUUGUUUCCACGUUUUGGCUAUUGUGAAAAGUGCUGCAGUGACAGGUUUCUGUUUGCAUUCCUGCUUUCACUCUGUGUAUAUCCUAAGAUUGGGAUUGCUGGGUCAUAUGGUAGUUCUAGGUUCAGCUUUUUGAGGAACCACCAAACUGUCUUCCAUGGUAGCUAUACUCAUUUUACAUUCCCAACAGCAAUGGAUGAGGGUUCCAGUUUUUCCACAACCUCACCAGCGCCUGUUGUUUUCCCUUUUUUUGGAUCAUUGGCCUUUCUAAUGGGGGUGAAACAGUAUCUCAUCGUGGUUUUGAUUUGAAUCUCCCUAAUGACUAAUGAAGGAGCCCAGCUGGUACAGUAGUUAAAGAGAUUGGCUGCUAACCAAAAGGUCAGCAGUUCUAACCCACCAGCCACUCCGCAGGAGAAAGAUGUGGUGGUCUGCUUCUGUAAAGAUUUACAGCCUUGGUAUGACAUUUCUGAUCAGCAUCUGAUCUCUAAAAUCUACAUGGCACUACAAAAACUCAACAACAAGACAAAUAACCCAAUUAAAAAAUGGGCAAAGGAUAUGAACAGACACUUUACUAAAGAUGACAUUCAGGUAGCUAACAGAUACAUGAGGAAAUCCUCACGAUCAUUAGCCAUUAGAGAAAUGCAAAUCAAAACUACAACGAGGUUCCAUCUCACUCCAACAAGGCUGGCAUUAAUCCAAAAAACACAGAAUAAUAAGUGUUGGAGAGGUCAUAGACUGGAACACUUAUACACUGCUGGUGGGGAUGUAACAUGGUACAACCACUUUGGAAAUCGAUUUGGCACUUCCUUCAAAAGCUAGAAAUAGAACUACCAUACGAUCCAGCAAUCCCACUCCUUGGAAUAUAUCCUAGGGAAAUAAGAGCCUUUACAAGAAUAGAUAUAUGCACACCCAUGUUUAUUGCAGCACUGUUCACAAUAGCAAAAAGAUGGAAGCAACCAAGGUGCCCAUCAACGGAUGAAUGGAUACAUAAAUUAUGGUAUAUUCACAGAAUGGAAUACUAUGCAUCGAUAAAGAACAAUGAUGGAUCCGCGAAACAUUUCAUAACAUGGAGGAAUCUGGAAGGCAUUAUGCUGAGGGAAAUUAGUUGCAAAAGGACAAAUAUUGUAUAAGACCACUAUUAUAAGAACUCAAGAAAUAGUUUAAAUUCAGAAGAAAAUAUUCUUUGAUGGUUAUGAGGGGGGAGGGAGGGAGGCAGGGAGAGGGGUAUUCAUUAAUUAGAUAGUAGACAAGAACUAUUUUAGGUAAGGGAAAGACAACACAAAGUACAGGAGCGGUCAGCAAAACUGGACUAAACCAAAAGCAAAGAUGUUUCCUGAAUAAACUGAAUGCUUCAAAAGCCAGAGUAGCAGGGAUUGGGGGUUUGGGGACCAUGGUUUCAGAGGACAUCUAAGUCAAUUGGCAUAAUAAAAUGUAUUAAGAAAACAUUCUGCAUCCCACUUUAGUGAGUGGCAUCUGGGAUCUUAAACACUAGCAAGUGGCCGUCUAAGAUGCAUCAAUUGGUCUCAACCCACCUAGAGCAAAGGAGAAUGAAGACCAUAAAAGACACAAGGUAAUUAUGAGCCCAAGAGACAGAAAGGGCCACAUAAACCAGAGGCUACAUCAGCCUGAGACCAGAAGAACUAGAUGGUGCCCAGCUACAACUGAUGACUGCCCUGACAGGGAACACAACAGAGAAUCCGUAUGGAGCAAGAGAGCAUUGGGAUGGAGACUUCAAAUUCUCGUAAAAAGACCAGACUUAAUGGUCUGACUGAGACUAGAAGGGCCCCAGAGGUCAUGGUCCCCAGACCUUCUGUUAGCCCAAGACUGGUACCAUUACCAGUGCCAACUCUUCAGACAGGGAUUGGACUGGACUAUAAGAUAGCAAAUAAUGCUGGUGAGGAGUGAGCUUCUUGGAUCAAGCAGACACAUGAGACUAUGUGGGCAGCUCCUCUCUGGAGGGGAGAUGAGAAGGCAGAGGGGGACAGAAGCUGGCUGAACGGACAUGGGGAAUAUGGGGUGGAGAGAAGGAGUGUGCUGUCUGAUUGGGGGAGAGCAACUAGGAGUACAUAGCAAGGUAUAUAUAAAAUUUUAUAUGAGAGGCUGACUCGAUUUGUAAUCUUUCCCUUAAAGCACAAUUAAAAAAAAAAAAAAAGAUUUACAGCCUUAGAAACCCUAUGGGGUCUCUAUGAGUCGGAAUUGACUUGACGGUAGUGGGUUUGGGUUUUUUGUAAUGACUAAUGAUGUUGAGCAUUUUUGCGUGUGCUUGUUGGCCAUUUCAAUAGCUUUUUUGGUCAAGCAUCUGUUAAGUCUUUGCCCAUUUUUUGAUCGGGUUAUUUGUCUUUUUGUUGUUAAGCUGUGGACUUUUUAAAUACAUUUUGGAUAUUAGACCCUUAUUGGAUAUAUGGUUCCCCCCAAUUUUCUCCCAAUCCAUAGCUUGUCUUUUCACUUUGAUAGCCUCCUUAUAUCGUCACUCUGUCAUUGACUUCCUUCUUUUACUUUUGUUGCUCCUUUUUAAUACUUGUAUCGUUCUAUCGCUUAAAUGUUGUUUUAUUCUCAGUCUUUGUCAUGCUGCUCUCCCUUUCCUCAACAUUCCAUCCACUCUUCCAGCUUCAUAUACUUCUAUACCACAAGCUCUUAAUGUGGGAUCCACAGACUCCCAGAGAUCCAAGAUGUCUCUGAACUCUGAGAAGUUGAAUGCAAUAUUUCAUGUAUGUGUAAAAUUACAUUUUUCUGAGAAAGCCUUAGCCUUUUUUUUUUAAAAACAAAAUGGCCCAUUAAUUAAAAAAUAUGAAUCCCUGAAACCAGGCUAUCUUUUAUAUUCCCUAAUUCAGUCAAUAACACUGCCUACCCAGGUGCUACAAAAAAUUUGAUUUUGUUAUCUUUAUGUUUUAUUAUGUGAUGGUUAAGAUUAUGUGUCAACUUGGCUGGGCCAUGAUUCCCAGUGUUUAUGUGUGAUCACCCACAUGCUGGGAUCUGCUGUGAGUAGCCAAUCAGUUGAAAGGGAGUUUCGUUGGAUGUGUGGACUGUAUCUGAAUAUAUGAGGACAGUGGAUGUUCUGGCUUUUGCCUGCUCUAAAUCCUGCAGCUGCCUCCUGUUCGUCUGACCUCCAGUCCUUGAAACUUGAGCUAGCAGCUUACCUGCCGAUCUUGGAAUUCAUUGAUCUCCACUGCCUGUGAACAAGAGCCCUGCUUACCGACCUGCCAAUCUUGGGUUCUCCAGCGCUUGUAGCUGCGUGAAUCAGGAGAAGCUUCUAUCCUGAUACAUGGACUUGGGACAUUCCAGCCUCUACAAUUUCAUGAGCCGUUUCCUUGAUAUAAAUCUAUGUAUAUAUUGGUAGGCUUUACUGGUUUUGCUUCUCCAGAGAACCCAGCCUAAGACUCUUACCAAGUCCUUUUGAGUUUACUUCUGAAUUAUAGCAUGGUAUCUAACAGCAAGAUUUCUGGAGCAAAACUGCCAGAGUGUGAAGCCCUAGUUGAGGGCAAGGUCCUUAAUUCUCUCAUUUGUAAGAUGGAGACAUUGUCUUUGUAAAUUGUUUUAGAGGGAAUAAAUGUGUUAAAAUGCAUAAAGGAUCUGGCCCAUGGUAGGCCCUAUAUAAGUGUGAGUUGUUAUUAUUCAAUGAGGAUUGUAUCUGUACUUCUAUAGCCACCACCAUGGCUGUCAGAUUCCAUUAACCUGCAAUGCUACUGUAACUUUCUGUUCAUUGUACCUGUAUCUAAUACUGCCACAAUGGCAAGGUUAAUGAAGGUCAAUUAAACCCCUCUACAUCCAGCCAGUACGAUGAAGGCGCAGAAGAUUUGAGGGGCAGAUAAGAACAAGGAAACCUGCAAGCAGUGAUUGGUUGAGAACAUAAGAGAAAUGAAGUGUGGAAAAGAAAACCGGAAUAGAACAGGGAAAAAUGAAGAGGGUGGGGGAAAAAAAGAGCAGCAGCAUGUACAUUGUGUGAAAUUGUGUGGAUUCAGUAGGAAAACCUGCAUGCUAGUCCCGGACCUAAAAGGUCACGUAACCACCCUGCACCUCGAUCAUUCAGGAGGACAUAACUGGUCAUGAAGGUUCUUUCCUACUUUCACAUCGUGGUGCAUCCAAGAACCAUUGACCACUAGGCUGCAGUUUGUCCAGUAGUGUGUGUUUUGUUUUUAUUGUGAGUUCUUUGGCUAGUAUCAGUGAUUUUGUUAGUAGAUGGGACUGGAUGGGCAGCUGUUGGAAGGCCUUGGAGGAGAUGAGGAGAUCAUGAAUUAUGAAUGCAGCACUGGCUUUUCCAAGGAAUAGCUUCUCAUUCCAUCAACCUUUUGGUUUGGAUAUAUGAGCUUUUUUAAUCUUACAUAAAUAAAACUACCUUGCAUAGCUUUGAGAUUUUUAUUGAUCUUUAACAUCAAUAUAAGUGUGAACAAACUGCUUAUUAUACCAAUACGCUUUCACGAUAAAUCCUCUUGGCCUUUCCUUACAACACAAACUUCUAGAUUGCCUUCCCUGUGACCCCUCCUGUGAAGGAAUUGCUGCGUAGAAACUCAGGAGCAGCCACUGGAAUUCCACCGUCUCCUAUUGAAAUCAUCCUAGCACGGCAAUUCGUAACAGAAGCUUAACCUAACCCUGGCGUAGGGCUGGUGCUCAAAUAAUAGAAGCUCCUACUUUUAUUAUUAUCAGCGUUAGUAUGUCUUUUUGUUACGGGAUAAGGCAGAUAAAUU